Bactrocera tryoni is the source of this 850-nucleotide messenger RNA. Its product is annotated as cuticle protein 38-like. Bases 54 to 488 code for a protein of 144 amino acids. The transcript is spliced from 2 exons. The record is from RefSeq and is a predicted model, not a curated record. NCBI's taxonomy places the organism in Eukaryota, Metazoa, Arthropoda, Insecta, Diptera, Tephritidae.
UUAACAUUGGUCUUACAGUCCAAAAACUCAAAAAAACCUCAACUCAAAACAAAAUGUUCAAACUGAUCGUUACUUUGUCUGCACUCUGCGCCGUUGCCUCCGCCGGCUACAUUGGUGGCUACGGACUCGGCGGUCUUAGCGGUCAUGGUGGUCUAGGCUAUGGUUUGGGUUAUAGCGGCUACAGUGGCAUUGUUGCACCAGCUUACCAUGCACCCGCCAUUGUGGCACCCGCACCAAUUGUGAAGACCUACAGCGCGCCCAUCGUCGCCGCUCCAGUGGUGAAGACCAUCGCGCCAUUGGCCACCUCAUAUGCCAACACCUACAAAGUGGCCACCAAGGCUAUUCCAGUAGUGCAUGCCGCCCCUGCUCUGGUGCACGCUGCUCCAGCUGUUUAUGCCGCACCCGCCUAUCAAACUUCCUCCACCUACCACGGUUCCUUGGGCGGUUACGGCUUGAACUACGGAUAUGGUCAUGGUCUAUUGCAUUAAAUGUAAAUCAAAGCAGUGAUAUGGAUUAAGGCGAACCGAUAUGAAAAAGGCAAAUGAGCUUCCAGUCAAAAUGCAAUUGAAAUUUGUUAAAGAUAUAGGUAUAAUGAUCGCUAAGUGAUCGAAGCGUCGUACAUAGUAAUAGUUAAACAUUCCACGAAACAAUGUUAUCCUUCAUAAAAUCCUUGUCAUCGCGAAUGAGCGCACAGACUAUUCAUAUCACGAAGAUGGCGGCGACAUAAACAAUUGAUUAUUCGAGUGAGUGAGCAGAUGGGAGAUCAGAAACUUUGACUAAGUGCCUGUUUUUGUGUUGUCGAGUUCGAGUCUAAUUUUUUAAGUAUUUUUUAAUAAAUUUAUACAACGAA